Messenger RNA from Tetranychus urticae (two-spotted spider mite), 2415 nucleotides. RefSeq names its product exocyst complex component Sec3 (gene Sec3). Lineage: Eukaryota; Metazoa; Arthropoda; Arachnida; Trombidiformes; Tetranychidae. Gene Ontology annotation, molecular function: phosphatidylinositol-4,5-bisphosphate binding. The record is from RefSeq and is a predicted model, not a curated record. Gene Ontology annotation, cellular component: exocyst; plasma membrane. Gene Ontology annotation, biological process: Golgi to plasma membrane transport; exocytosis.
AAAUAAAAAAAAAUCUCGCAAGAGAGAUUAAUAAAAUUAAUGUUGUUUACAUUUGACAAAACUGUCAUCUCUUAAAUAUAAAUUGUUAUAACUUUUUUUUCAUUUGUUUUGAUAAUCGACAAUUUGCUCAAUCAUCAAUACGAUGGAGACUAAAGCUCUAGAAAAUGUCACUAAUGAAAAUGAACCUUAUGUCGGUUUAUCGGCACGAGAAGAAGCCGAUUUAGAGCGUUUGUUGUCCGAUAAAGGAUUAACAAUUGAGAACGCUAAAGCUUUGACAGAACAGUUAUCAAAAGAAGUCUCUUCUCUUGAUUAUGUCAAUAUUCAAGACGUUAUGGCUUCUGAGAAGCGUGUGGAAGCAGUUAUUGAAGAUCUUCAGUCAGCAAUCGACGAAACAAAAACGUUGGAAGAAAAAUUAGAUCACUAUCAAAGCUACCUUCGGAAUGUCAGAGACAUUGUGCUUCAAGUCCAGGAAAAAGAGACUCUGUAUCAGAUUGAAAAUGAAAAUAGGAGAAAGCUGCUAGGAGAACUUGAAUCACUCAUUUCAUCUUUACAAUUUCCAGCUGAUCAAGAAGUGUAUUUGCAAAAAGGUGACAUAUCAACCGAGAAAGGUAUUCGGAUCGCCUUAGCAGCGGCAAAUACUUUAUCUGAUUGCCUGAAUGCCAAUAUACAUCCAGCCUUACAGUAUUUAAAUGCUGUAAAAGAGCAGCAAAACAAACUUGGAGUUGUGCAAUCUAAAUUUGCAAAUCGACUUUCAUCCCAUAUCAAUAACGUUUAUCAUCACGCCCUCAAAGAGUAUGAAAAUAACUCAUUAAAUGAUAUUAAUCCAAGAGAUUUAUUAUUACCUUCGCAUCAAACAAUACACAAUAUUUUACUUCCCUUCAGUCCUCUUUCCAAGUGGCUAAAAGUUAAUUGCUACCUAAUCCACAAAGAUUUGGGGGAAGCCUACAUGAAUGCUGUCAGCAGGAUAUAUCAGAAAGAAAUACUUAUGUAUUUUGAAGCAGUAAGGGAAAAAUUGACCGGAGGACGAAGCACAUUAUCAAGUAAUGAUUCAAAUGAAGGAAAGAGGAAACAUUUCAAUGUUGUUGGAUUUGAUAAUACCAGGUUAAGUUCGAGUUAUGGUGCUACAAAUUUACAAGACAUGACAGAUUCCAUUUCAAGAAGUUCAGAGCUCAGUUUCACCGAAUGGGAAGAAUUUGAUUCGUGUUUUGAGAAGAUGUUGAAUGCAAUUGACCCUUUUUGUCUUGCCGAACAACAAUUUUGUAUAACAUUUUUUGAUAUUGAUUCGCAUGUACCAUUUACAGGACAUCAUCGACGCAAUUCAUCCUGGUCUUCUCAGAGUCAUUCAAUUUCUGUCAGUCCAUCACCAUCAAAUCCUAGUCAAAGCAGUGGGGAAAUUAUUGAACCUAAAAAGUCAGAGACACUUAGGCUGCUUAUGGCUGGAAUAUUUUCAAUUUUAGAAAGUGAAUUUUUGAAGUUUGUGUCAUUUUACGACAGACAAGAUGGCCUUUAUUCAAUGUAUCUUUUAGCCCGAUUAACCCAACAUGUUCUUUCAACUCAAGAUACGGGAAGUUUUUUGGCUAAAACUUAUGGGACAAUAUUAAUCCAGGUGAAGCGUAAUUUCGAUAAGUUUAUGCAGGCCCAGAAAUCUGCAAUCGAAGAUGCCAAAGUUCCGAAAAAGGCCAAAUGUGGUGUUUUAACUUUUAUCAGAGGCUUUGAGCAAUUUGCUAAGCAAGCUGAAUCAGUAUUCAAAGGUGUCUCUGCUCGACGAACUGACAUUGAUCGCUGGUAUGUUACAUUGAUUCGAACAAUGUUUGACGCUAUCGACAAACUUUCCAUUGAUCACCAUAAAACACCAAGUGAAAUAAUUCGACUAGAAAAUUAUCAUUAUUUACACAACGUGCUCUGCACCUUAAAGAUACAAUGUUUAGAGGGCGAAAAAAAGGAAGCUAAACAAAGAUACAAUGAAGCUUUGAAGGACUACGUUUCUAGAUAUUUUGGUCGUCCCUUGGAAAAGUUGAACACGUUUUUUGAAGGUGUCCAGAUGAAAGUUAAUCAAGGUGUUAAAGCCGAAGAGGUUGGCUACCAAUUAGCCUAUAGUAAACAGGAGCUGCGAAAAGUCAUCAAAGAUUGUAGUUUGAAAGAAGUACGAAAAGGUUUGGAAGAAAUGUAUAAAAAAGUAGAAAAGCACGUUUGCGAACCAGAUUCCACCUUGAUUCAAGUUAUUUGGCGAUCUAUGCAAGAAGAAUUCAUUUCUCAGUACAAAUCUUUACAAGAAAUGAUUGAAAAAUGUUAUCCCGAUGCUAACAUAACACUUUCCUUCACAAUUGAAGAUAUUUUGCAAGUUUUUUCAGAUAUUGCCCAGUCACACUAAUGUUAUAAAAUAAAUUAAACUAAUUAAAUAAAAUUUGAUAAAUU